Messenger RNA from Staurois parvus, 1641 nucleotides. The record is from the annotation of a GenBank genome assembly. NCBI's taxonomy places the organism in Eukaryota, Metazoa, Chordata, Amphibia, Anura, Ranidae.
AUGGUGUCUGCCUGGGGUGGCUAUGUGUUUAUUAUCAAUCUUAUUCCACUUCAUGUGUUUGUGUUGCUUUUGAUGCAACGUUACAGCAAGAGAGUCUACAUAGCAUACAGCACUUUCUACAUUGUGGGUUUAAUUCUAUCCAUGCAAAUUCCUUUUGUUGGAUUUCAGCCCAUUCGGACUAGCGAGCACAUGGCAGCAGCGGGAGUAUUUGCUCUGCUGCAGGCAUAUGCUUUCCUCCAGUACCUAAGAGACAAGCUGACAAAGCAAGAGUUCCAGACACUCUUCUUCCUGGGAGUGUCUCUAGCUGCUGGAAUUGUGUUCUUAACUGUGAUCUACUUGACCUACACAGGGUACAUUGCUCCUUGGAGUGGAAGGUUUUAUUCCCUUUGGGACACAGGGUACGCAAAAAUUCAUAUCCCGAUUAUUGCUUCAGUAUCAGAACACCAGCCGACAACGUGGGUUUCUUUCUUCUUUGACCUUCACAUAUUAGUCUGUACAUUUCCAGCAGGGCUGUGGUUCUGCAUAAAAAAUAUCAACGAUGAGCGAGUUUUUGUUGCCCUUUAUGCAAUCAGUGCUGUUUAUUUUGCCGGCGUGAUGGUUCGUUUGAUGUUGACAUUGACUCCUGUGGUCUGCUGCAUGCUGUCUGCUAUUGCUUUCUCCAAUGUCUUUGAGCAUUAUCUGGGAGAUGACAUGAAAAGGGAGAACCCACCAAUAGAAGACAGCAGUGAUGAGGAUGGGAAGAGUUCUGGCAAUUUGUAUGACAAGGCUGGUAAAGUGAAGAAACCCGUGUCCGAGCAGGAGAAGACCGAGGAAGGUUUGGGGCCCAAUAUUAAGAGUAUAGUCACCAUGCUCAUGCUGAUGCUCUUGAUGAUGUUUGCUGUACACUGUACAUGGGUAACUAGUAAUGCCUACUCCAGCCCCAGUGUCGUACUAGCAUCAUACAAUCACGACGGAACAAGAAACAUCUUGGAUGACUUUAGAGAAGCUUACUACUGGCUAAGACAGAACACAGAUGAGCAUGCCCGAGUCAUGUCAUGGUGGGAUUACGGCUACCAAAUAGCAGGAAUGGCUAAUCGGACGACGUUAGUAGAUAACAAUACGUGGAAUAACAGUCACAUAGCACUGGUCGGAAAAGCAAUGUCUUCAAAUGAAUCCGCUGCCUAUGAAAUCAUGAGAAGCUUGGAUGUAGAUUAUGUAUUGAUUAUUUUUGGAGGUGUAAUUGGCUACUCUGGCGAUGACAUCAAUAAGUUUCUCUGGAUGGUUAGGAUAGCAGAAGGAGAACAUCCAAAAGACAUCAGGGAAAGUGAUUAUUUCACACCCCAAGGAGAAUUUCGAGUUGACAAGGCUGGAUCUCAAACUCUGCUAAAUUGCCUCAUGUAUAAAAUGUCGUAUUAUCGAUUUGGUGAAAUGCAAUUAGAUUUUCGAACCCCGCCAGGGUUUGAUCGUACUCGUAAUGCUGAGAUUGGAAAUAAAGAUAUCAAGUUCAAACAUCUGGAAGAGGCUUUUACAUCAGAACACUGGCUUGUCAGAAUAUACAAAGUUAAACCAUUAGACAACAGAGAGGCACUGGACCACAAACCAAGAGUGACAAACAUUGUACCUAAACAGAAAUAUUUAUCUAAGAAGGUAGGUUCUAUGUAG